UAUGAUAAAAUUUUUUUAUCUAUUUUAAAAAUAAGAUUAAAUGAACAAUUCAGUUAGGCAUUGGAGCUCAUCGGUUAAUAAAGCUGUUGUGCAACGGUCAAGUAAUGGAAGUUUUAAUUUAUGCAUUGAAGGUGGUUCUGAAUAUGGCCAAUUCGUUGUAAUUGGAGAUGUUUUAACAGAUAAAGUUCUAUAUAAAACAGGAAGAUUAACUCCUGGUGAGAUAAUUCUUGAAAUUAAUGGAACACAUAUUGCAGGUUACACACAGAGUGAUGGUAUUUCAUUAAUCAGAAAUAGUGGCAAUAUUCUUAGAAUCACUUCGGUUAUUUCAGGUUUUGGAAUUAGCAGAGAUUUAAGAAGAUAUCUUGGAACACGGUUUUCUAAGGGAUCCAUUGACCAUGAACUUCAACAAACAAUUCGAGAUAAUCUUUAUAUGCGCACAGUACCUUGUACAACAAGAAGCCCUCGUGAUGGAGAAGUCCCUGGCGUUGAUUAUGAGUUUCUUUCUGUUAAUGCAUAUCUAGAACUUGAACGUUCUGGUCGUCUUCUUGAAAGUGGUUUUUAUGAAGGCAACUAUUAUGGUACUCCUAAGCCACCAAAAACCCCAAUGACACCAGGUACUGGAACCAUACGAAAACAAAAAGUCCAUAAACCCGAGGAAAAGAAAGAUGAUUUAAAAGAUCCUUUACCAAUUAACUGGGAGAUUGCUUACACAAAAGAUGGCGAGAUGUAUUUUGUUGACCAUAAUACUGGUCGCACUCAGUGGGAAGACCCAAGAAAAGUUAAGCCACCAUCACGACCUUCAGUGUUGCCUCCUGAAGAAAGUUUACCUCCAGGUUGGGAGAAGGUUGAUGAUCCAAAAUAUGGAACUUACUAUAUAGACCAUGUGAAUAGAAAAACACAAUAUGAAAAACCAGAUUUUCCUCAGAAAAAUGGAAAGAUUGACAAUUCCAGAGAAGUUGGACGAAAAAAUUUAAUUAUUGAUACAUCAAAACUACAAGGAGAAACAUUUCGUGUAUCAUUGCGCAAAGGAGCAAAAGGAUUUGGUUUUACAAUUAUAGGUGGUGAGCAACCUGGUGAAGUACUCCAAGUUAACAAUAUUGUCCGGGGUGGAACUGCAGAUUUAGAUGGUCAUUUGCGUACAGGGGAUAUCAUUAUGCGACUAAAUGGUAGAAAUGUUCUUAACUGGACACACUCUGAUAUAAUUCGAUUUCUUCAAGGAACCAGGGUUGGUGAAACUGUUGAAAUGGAUCUUGUUCGUGGUUAUGAACUUCCUUUUAAUUCAGAAGGUCCUGAAGUACAAAAGUUGACCAGUGGUAUAAGUCAAUUACAAAAUGGCAACAAAAGUAUGUUGGACAAUAACCAGCUCAAUGAAAAGAGCAUGCGAUUUGACAAUAAUUCUGGUUAUUUAUCAGAUGGUGGCGGAAGUCGCUCUGGGGCUGCUACUCCUGUUGCAUUUCGAAGUGGUCCUCCACAAUACAUUGUUGUUCCAGUAGUUCGCGGUCCAAAUGGGUUUGGUUUUACAAUUGCUGAUUCGCCUUAUGGUCAGCGUGUUAAAGACUUAGUUGAUCAGCGAAGGUGUCAAGGUUUACAACAAGGCGAUGUAAUAAUUCAAAUCAACAAUUCAGUUGUUCACAAUCUAGAUCAUUCAGAAGUUGUAGAAGUUUUGAAAUCGUGUCCUCGUGGUAUACCUACAAAUUUUCAAGUUCAACGUUCUGGCAUUUUAUCUGUUGUUAAAUCAAUGCCAAGUACUAUUGGAAAAAUGGAGCGACCAAAGUCUAUGCCUGCACUAGAUGAAGAUGUAUCUUUAGCACCUGGUUUACGCAGUACAACAAGCAUGGGUGUCAUAUCAACAAAUGGACAGGCAUCAACAGCUUUAUCAACUUAUGAGGAACGAACUCAUCCUCAAAUAUCAGAAAGCGGUGAUGGCUACAAAUCAUUAAAAAGAGCUGUUCAAGGCAAUGCAAGGAAAACUGAACCAGAAGUGGAACUCCCUUCAAUAUAUAAAGAUUAUGUUGUAACCCUAAAGAGAGGGCCUGGUGGAUUCGGUUUUAGAAUUGUUGGUGGACAAGAAGAGAAAACACAAGUUUGCAUUGAUACCAUUGUAGAGAACGGAGCAGCUGAACAAGAUGGUCGCUUACGUCCAGGUGAUAUCAUUCUUGCUGUUGAUGGAGUAAAUGUUGUUGAUGCGAGUCAUAAAAAAGUUAUCACAUUAAUGGGAAAUGCUGGUUUAAAUGGACAAGUUACUUUGCGACUGCGAAGAAAAAAUGAAAGUUCUAAUAAUAUAGAAGAUUACAAAAAAAGCCUACCUCGACUUCAAGAUUUAGAGCGAGCUAGAUCAGACAAUGAAAGCGUUCACUCUGAUAAAGUGGAAGAGUGGCUUGAAGAUCAGCAUAAUCCACGUAACGCAUACAGAAAUUCACAACCUAUGGCCAAUAUACAAUCAGUUAGCAAUCGAAGCAAGAGUGAAAUGAAUUUAUCGACCAAGCCUGCUGUACCAGUUGUUACGACAAAAUUGCAAAAAGAAAAAAUAAUUAAUUUGUCACGCACCCAAAAUGAAGGUUUUGGAUUUGUAAUUAUGUCAUCACCAUCUUCAAAUGAUUCAGUCAUAGGUCGAAUUAUACCUGGUAGUCCAUCUGAUAGAUGUGGUGAACUUCAUGUUAAUGACGUUUUAAUUUCUGUAAAUGACACUGAUGUAAGCACAUUAAGUCACAGUGAAAUUGUUUCUAUGGUGAAAAGUUCAGGUUUGCAUGUAAAACUUGUGGUUACUCCAGCUAAUACUCAGUCAAAUAAUCCAUCUGAUGAGGUGCCACCAUGUCCAGCUAAACCACAAUAUUAUGACGAUGCACCACCUCGUCCUGCUGAACCCCGAAAUUAUACACCAUCAGCUAUUAAAAAUAACGAUCAAUUAAAAAAUAAAGAGCAGGAGCGAGAUUAUAUUCAACAAGUUCGUGAGAAAGAGUCUCAACAACCAAAUCGCCCAAAGUCUGCACCAUUGACCUCGUACAACAAUGAAAAAGAUAUUACAGACAGCAAAUGUGUCACAGCUUCUUCAAAAGCAUUCUUGCCUUCUGAUGAGAGUGAUGCUGAAGAAAAAACUGCAAAAACAGAAACAUUUUCGGUGGUGCUAAAAAAAGGUGAAACUGGUUUUGGUUUUAGCAUUAAAGGCGGAGAAGGCGUACCGAUUUCCAUUUUAAGACUUGCCGAAAACGGUGCUGCUUGGAAUGAUGGAAGAUUAAAGGUUGGAGAUGAAAUAUUGGAAAUUAAUAACGCUGAUUCAGAAGUGAUGUCACAUUCGCAAGCUGUCAAUGCAAUACGAAAUUCAGGAAAAUCGUGUGAGCUCUUAAUUAGAAGACAUAUAAAGUCAAAAGAAUCAGAAACUGUUCGACCUCGUGUUGAGUAUUACUGAGCCUCGAUUUUGUGCGAAGUGUUGUUAAGCCUCGAUCUUAUGUCAUAAACGAACUCUAUAAUCUUGGUAAAAAAACAUGACUUGUUACUUCUAAAGUAAAAUGAAGAUUAAACAACUUGUGUUCGAGUUGUAACUUUAAAACAUUUCUUUGAUGACAGCUUUUAGGAACCUUUAGGAAUUAACCUUUAGGAAGUAACCUUUAGGAUUAUUUUUUUUAAAUCAAUGUUUUAAUAUUCAUAGAUUGAAAGUUUUUUUUUUAUUAUUCUGUUUAUAAGGAAUUAUAAUAACGAUUUGCAUGGUCUUGAAUUUAUGAGUGUAAAAAUCAAUUUUUCUAAUUUUUUUUUUUAACUUUUUAUAAAUGUGCGAAACUAGGUGAUGUAUUUUUUAACUUUUUACUUAAUGAUUUGGUAUUUAUUUUCUUUUAUUUAAAUUUUGUAAUUUUUAGAAUCAACCAUCAUUUUAUCUUUGUUUAAGCCUUUUUUUAAAAUAAUAAUCGGAAGGAAGGACAUUGACGUUUUACUUCCGAAGAAUGCUUCUCGAAUA
Messenger RNA from Hydra vulgaris (swiftwater hydra), 3949 nucleotides. RefSeq names its product membrane-associated guanylate kinase, WW and PDZ domain-containing protein 1. Lineage: Eukaryota; Metazoa; Cnidaria; Hydrozoa; Anthoathecata; Hydridae. Gene Ontology annotation, biological process: signal transduction. The record is from RefSeq and is a predicted model, not a curated record. Gene Ontology annotation, cellular component: cytoplasm. Gene Ontology annotation, molecular function: protein binding.